Molecule: messenger RNA, 2150 nt
Organism: Spea bombifrons (plains spadefoot toad)
Lineage: Eukaryota; Metazoa; Chordata; Amphibia; Anura; Pelobatidae
Gene: RO60
Product: Ro60, Y RNA binding protein
Exons: 9
Coding region: 137-1756 (539 amino acids)
Cellular component (GO): ribonucleoprotein complex
Molecular function (GO): RNA binding
Source: RefSeq, a predicted model, not a curated record
AAAUGGCCGCUUCUGAUGCAAAGAUCCCUCCCCCUUCAGAAAUAGUAAAAGGACAUAAAGAGUUGGCGUUAAAUUUCUGUGACUUGUUUGUGAUGUAAGCAGCGUUCUUUGCCUUGGAGGUUAUUAUUAAUCAUUCAUGAUGGAGACUUCAGUAUACCAAACACAGCCCUUAAAUGUGAAGCAAAAACACAACUCUGAAGGGUGUUAUGUGUGGCAAGUAUCAGACAUGAAUAGAUUAAGACGUUUUUUGUGCUUUGGCUCAGAGGGUGGCACUUAUUAUAUUGAAGAGAAGAAGCUGGGAUAUGAGAAUACAGAGACCCUUGUUCGACUUAUAGAAGAUGGAAAAGGUUGUGAAGUAGUUCAGGAGAUAAAAUCAUUCAGUGAAGAAGGUAGAGCUGCAAAACAGGAACCUGCCAUUUUUGCUUUGGCUGUCUGCUCCCAGUCCUCUGACACCAAGACCAAACAGGAAGCUUUAAAAUCUUUGUCUGAAGUUUGCCGUAUCCCAACACACCUUUUUAUGUUUGUCCAGUUCAAGAAAAACCUAAAAGAAUACAUGAAGUGUGGCAUAUGGGGAAGAGCUUCUAGAAAAGCUAUCUCUGACUGGUAUAACGCUAAGGACAGCUUAACUCUGGCUAUGGCUGUUACUAAGUAUAAACAAAGGAAUGGUUGGUCCCACAAGGACCUUUUGAGGUUGUCUCAUAUAAAAUCAUUUAAUCAAGGUAUAACUUUGGUGACCAAAUACAUCUCCAAAGGUUGGAAGGAAAUUGAUGAGACUUACAAAGAUAAGGAAUUGUCCCCAGAGACAGAGAAGGUAUUUAAGUACCUGGAGGCCAUUGAGAGAGUAAAGCAUACAAAAGAUGAAUUAGAGGUCAUUCAUAUAAUAGAAGAAUAUCAUUUAGUAAGAGAGCACCUUCUUACUUGGCACUUGAAAUCCAAAGAGGUAUGGAAGGCACUUCUACAAGAGAUGCCACUAACUGCUUUGUUGAGACACUUGGGAAAGAUGACAGCUGACUCCAUUCUUACACCAGGAAGUCCAGAGGUCACCAUGGUAUGUGAGCAGCUGAAUAAUGAAAAACUGCUGAAAAAGGCACGUAUUCAUCCAUUGCAUAUCCUAGUUGCUUUGGAAACUUACAAAAAAGGACAUGGAAUUCGAGGAAAGCUCAAGUGGACUCCGGAUAGAGCUGUUGUAGAAGCCCUUGACAACUCAUUUUAUAAAACAUUUAAGAUGGUAGAACCAACAGGAAAACGUUUCCUUCUUGCUAUAGAUGUCAGUGCAUCCAUGGAUCAGCUAGUUUUGGGCAGUACCAUCAAUGCCAGUACUGUAGCUGCAGCAAUGUGUAUGCUUGUUGCACGCACUGAGAAAAACUCUCACAUGGUUGCCUUUUCUGAUGAAAUAGUUCUGUGUCAAGUAACUGCAGAUAUGAAUUUAACUGAAGUAUCAGAGAAAAUGAGUGAUAUUCCAAUGGGUUGCACCGAUUGUGCCCUUCCAAUGAUUUGGGCACUGAAUACCAACACGUUGGUGGAUGUCUUUAUAGUAUUCACUGAUUGUGAAACCAACAUUGAGAAUGUUCACCCAGCGACAGCUUUGAGGCAAUACAGAGAGAAAACUGGCAUUCACGCUAAACUGAUAGUCUGUGGAUUGACAUCCAAUGGAUUUACAAUCGCUGAUCCAGAUGAUAGAGGGAUGCUAGAUAUCUGUGGUUUUGAUACUGCAGCACUCAAUGUGAUUCGAAACUUUGUCCUUGAUUUUAUUUAAUCCACCAAAGAAGUGCAAUACAGCUACGAAGCACUUAAUAUCGUAGUAUUGUUUAAUACUAAUAUUUGGAAAGCUUCAGAGCAACUCAAGCUAGAAAGGCUACCGUGAUAGCCUUUGUUAAACAUUUCAUAGUAUGUGGGGAUAUUUUCUUACAAAAUUAAAGUCUUGCUUUGCAGUUUGACCCAUUGUUGCUUUACUAGAUUUGAAGUUUUUACCACUGUAGCCAGGUAUUUUUACACACCUUUUCCUAAAAAAUAGAUGUAUUCACAUUGCGAAAUAAGCAAGGCUAGAUGUUGUCUAAUACAAUGUUUAUAUUGAUAUACUGGUAAAACACCACUCUUCUCUUCAGUGGGACAUCUUUUAAUAGAGCAAAUAAAGUGGCUAAGUUGAAAAA